GUUGUCAGCAGUAGCCAGCAGAGCUUUGCUGGCGCUAAAGAAGGCACGUGGGAAAGGCGGGAGUGAGGAGCAGGCACGUGGUCCAGGCUUCUCAGCCCCGUGCAUGCCCCCCGCCCCCCGUGAGGAGGGUUUUGGGAAGGUAGGGACCAGUGCUCAAAGCUUGGGGCGCGAGCUCGCAACCGGAGCUGUCCCCGGGACUUAGUGCUGAAGUAGUCGCUGACGAACCAGGCGCCUGGUGCGGUGGCCAGAGAACACCAUGGCGUUCAUGGUGAAGUCCAUGGUGGGUGGCCAGCUGAAGAACCUCACCGGUAGCCUGGGGGGCGGCGAGGACAAGGGGGACGGAGACAAGUCUGCAGCCGAAGCACAGGGCAUGAGCCGAGAAGAGUAUGAGGAGUAUCAGAAGCAACUGGUGGAGGAGAAGAUGGAGCGAGAUGCACAGUUCACACAGAGGAAGGCAGAACGGGCCACGCUACGGAGUCACUUCAGAGACAAAUACCGUCUGCCCAAGAAUGAGACGGAUGAAAGCCAGAUCCAGCUGGCAGGCGGAGAUGUGGAACUGCCUCGGGAGCUAGCCAAGAUGAUCGAGGAGGACACGGAGGAAGAGGAAGAUAAGGCCUCUGUGCUUGGGCAGCUGGCCAGCCUCCCUGGCUUGGACCUCAGCUCACUCAAGGACAAGGCCCAGACUACACUAGGGGACCUCAAGCAAUCAGCUGAGAAGUGCCAUAUCAUGUGACCGCUUCCCCUGGGUUUGCCUCUAGGAUGGCCAGAGGGUCGGUCCCAUGUGAGGGCUAAGAGAGUGAGUGUCUCAACUUCCAGAUACCUCCAGUCCAUUUGGGCUCUGUUUUCCCUGCCCCAGCCUAGCCUCAGAGCCUUCUCAUCCAUGUUCAGCUGUCCAGCUCUCUCUCUCUCUCUCUCUCUCUCUCUCUCUCUCUCUCUAGCAAAGUUCCUAUUCUUCCCUCUCUCCCUCUGCUGCCUGGAAGGUUUCCCAAGUUGAUAGAAUUAGCCCAACCCUCUCUGGGUACAGCCCCUGUUCUUCACACAAGAGCACUCACAGAAAGACCCAGAAGCCCCGGCUCGUUUGCCACAGAUGCAUCCUGGCACACACAGACACACAUCCCUUGGGUUCCCAGCCCCUCCAGAUAUCAGCACUCAGAUGCUUAGGCGAGCCUCGGGGCACACAGAAGACCUGUUCUUAUCCCUCCCUCCCGUCAUAAUCCUAGAAGCUUUUGCUCUUUCCGAGUUUUAUCUUAUCAUCUGUAAAAUGGGAAUGGACUGAGUGAUUUCCAAAAUUCUGUCCCGAUUGGCAUUCCUGGCCACUCAGGACAGAGCCCACAUCCCUUCUUGGGCAGGGCAGCAGCUGCAGUCACAGCAUCACACAGCUGCCACUGUGGGUUCUGGGAACUGAGCAAUGCUGUGUGAGGGGCAGAGUGCCAGGUAUGGAACUGGCACUGAACAGUAGCUCCAGACCUCCUCUGGGCCCAGGGCUGAGCCAAAUUUUGUUCUGUUCCUGUAGAAGUCUCUGUAGUCCAUAGUUGGAAUUUCCUCCUCUUGUUCAGCGAAAAAUAAAAAUUCCAAAUGA
Rattus rattus (black rat) is the source of this 1579-nucleotide messenger RNA. RefSeq names its product complexin 3 (gene Cplx3). Gene Ontology annotation, molecular function: syntaxin binding. Bases 257 to 733 code for a protein of 158 amino acids. The transcript has 3 exons. The record is from RefSeq and is a predicted model, not a curated record. Gene Ontology annotation, biological process: synaptic vesicle exocytosis; neurotransmitter transport; regulation of neurotransmitter secretion. Gene Ontology annotation, cellular component: terminal bouton; SNARE complex. NCBI's taxonomy places the organism in Eukaryota, Metazoa, Chordata, Mammalia, Rodentia, Muridae.